CCCCAGCGGCGGGCGGGCCAUUCUCAGCUUCUCCUUCGCUUUUGGCACCAAUGUCGGAGGUGUUUGUGCCUGGAAGAAAUGGACUCUGGCAAUGCCCGGAUUUGAUCGUUCAGAGAUCCGACCAGUUGAGUCUGUGAAUGGCGCCAAAACAGGACCCUAAACCUAAAUUUCAAGAAGGUGAAAGAGUCCUGUGCUUUCAUGGGCCACUGCUCUAUGAGGCAAAGUGUGUAAAGAUCAACAUAAAGGAUAAACUGAUUAAAUACUUCAUUCAUUACAGCGGAUGGAACAAAAACUGGGAUGAAUGGGUUCCUGAAAGCAGAGUUCUCAAAUAUGUGGACAGCAACCUUGCAAAACAAAAAGAGCUUCAAAAGGCCAAUCAGGACCAUUAUGUUGAGGGAAAGAUGAGGGGUUUAGCACCAAGCAAGAAGAUUGCUGCUGUGCAGCAGAAAAAUGUUGAUCUGAAAGUGAAAAAGGCAAAGCAGAAGACCCCAGGGCCGGGUGAAGGCACCAGCAGCGGAGAAACGCCGCUGGGACCACGGAAGAAGAGGGCUCGGGUCGAUCCCACUGUGGAGAGUGAGGAGAUGUUCACCAACCGCGUGGAGGUAAAGGUGAAGAUUCCUGAAGAGCUGAAACCCUGGCUGGUGGACGACUGGGACCUCAUUACCCGACAAAAACAGUUAUUUCACCUGCCAGCUAAGAAGAAUAUAGAGACCGUCUUGGAGGAUUAUGCAAACUACAAGAAAUCUAAAGGAAACUCUGACAACAAGGAGUACGCGGUGAACGAAGUGGUGGCGGGGAUUCGGGAGUACUUCAACGUCAUGCUGGGCACCCAGCUGCUCUACAAGUUCGAGAGGCCGCAGUACGCCGAGAUCCUGGCGGAGCACCCGGACAUGCCGAUGUCGCAGGUGUACGGCGCGCCACACCUGCUGCGUCUGUUCGUUCGUAUUGGCGCCAUGCUGGCCUACACGCCGCUGGACGAGAAGAGUCUGGCCUUGCUGCUCAAUUACCUCCAAGAUUUCCUCAAGUACCUGGUGAAGAACUCCUCCACGCUCUUGAGUGCCACCGAUUACGAGGUUGCGCCCCCGGAGUACCACCGCAAGGCCGUCUGAGCGCCCCCCCCCCCCCUUUGCUCCAUUUCAGAGGCCUCGCUCACACCACGUGUAAAAUGACCAUGACUCCACCCCCCCCCUCCCCCCCCCCGUGAGUGCUGGCUUGGAUGACCUUUUGAGUUGAGUCCCCCUCCACUUUUCUCUCUCUUUUUUCCCUUUUAUCCACUCUCACUUUGUUUGAAAAGACACAAGAUUCUUUUUUGUUUUUUAACCUUCCGUUGACUGUUUCAACAAGCAGCUAAUAGGUGUUUUUGUGCCACCCGAUAGAAAUUUGUCGCAUGUAUGUAUUUAUUAGUGUUCGUCCUGCAACACAUGGUGCAAUCGGAUGCUGGACCACCUGGUCGUCACUCAGCAGCUGAUGUUUUUGUAUCUGUAUCUUGUUCAUUUGUAUCAAUUUGUAAAAAAAAAAAAAUGUUUCUACACAAUUUACAUGGUUUACUGUGUUUUUAAUCUAAAAUAUAUUACAUAUAUAAAUUAUUCUUGUUCGCUCAAUUCUUUAAGCAGUAUUUUUGCAAAUAAUAAAGUACGCUUGCGGUUUCAUAUUGCUGAAAAAACAAGUGCCCCACAAAGCAGCAGCAAUCAAGACCAUUCGCAGCACUGUUCUUAAUUUUCAUUUAAUGUUGAAAAUGACAAAGAAAAAUGAUCACAACUACAUUUUUCAGUAUAGUAGAAAAAGUCUUGAUUCAACAUACAGAUGAUUUAAGUCUCCUACAAAGACAUAAUUGGUUUGUUAAUUGUAUUCUGUGUUAUUAAUCAAAAACGGACACUAAGAAAAUGCAUUCAGUGGAGUAAACAGUGCAAUAUUUCCCUCUGAAUUGCAGUGGGAUAGGAUGGAUAUAAAUAGUGAUGCACAUAAGUGAAUACUUGUGAAUGGGGGCUAUUUGUUUAACUGCCAAAUUUGGCGA
Molecule: messenger RNA, 2014 nt
Organism: Pungitius pungitius (ninespine stickleback)
Lineage: Eukaryota; Metazoa; Chordata; Actinopteri; Perciformes; Gasterosteidae
Product: mortality factor 4-like protein 1
Exons: 12
Coding region: 138-1109 (323 amino acids)
Biological process (GO): chromatin organization; regulation of DNA-templated transcription
Cellular component (GO): nucleus; NuA4 histone acetyltransferase complex
Source: RefSeq, a predicted model, not a curated record